Porites lobata is the source of this 27393-nucleotide messenger RNA. NCBI's taxonomy places the organism in Eukaryota, Metazoa, Cnidaria, Anthozoa, Scleractinia, Poritidae. The record is from the annotation of a GenBank genome assembly.
CAAAAUUCUGUUAUUUUUUCUCUCUAAGUGGUCCGGGUAGGAGAGGACCCUGGGAACAAGCUUGAGUUUUUCUAAUACUCACACUAGUCCUCGCACGGUUAAUAAUUGCGGCUUGGUUCCCUGCAGUGAAAAUGGCCGCUCAACGAGGGGAAUUUGUAGCAAUUGCCGCUAGUCCAACUGUAGGUAUCACAUAUGGCCUUUUCUUCCUUUAUUUGAUUGUAGCAUGAGUAAUUCAGGAAAGAAAACUCCAUCGAGUCCAAAGAAGGGUCUUGGAUCUGUGCCCGAACGCUCGGAAAAUGACGACAUCUCCACUUCAUCAGGUGAUCUCUCAAUUUAAGAAAAGGUUUUCUUAUUUUACGAGACAAUUUAUAGCAAGUCAUAGGAUAAAAAUUCUUUUUUUCUGUAAGUUAAACAGGCAGUUUGAAGUUACGAGAACAAAAUUUUAUUCUAUGACUUGUUUUAAAAUUUUUUCUUAAAAUAAGGAAUCUCGAAUUUAGAGUGGAUGACUACGUAGCUCUUUUGAUAGACACCGCCGAUUCUUACUCUUUCUUCUUAAAAAUAUGUCUUUCCUGAUACUCUUCCAGGUGAACAAAUCAUGCAGUUUUCUACUUCUCAAGAUGCUCCAGAGGUAGACGGCCCGAAAAAACGCUCGCUCCACGCUCAGUUGUCACGAAGCUUUUUUCAGUACCGUUCUACAAGCUUUUCGUCGUCUGUGGAUGGCUUAUCGAGCCCGUCUCGCCAUAGGCUUGGUACUGUGCCUGUAGAGGAUCCCAUAACACACGAGAAUGUAGUACACAGCAAAGUACUCUUGCUGUACACGGGCGGAGCACUGGGAUGGAAGUUCGAUCCUCAAGGUAUAUUUAAGGCUCACCUGUAUUUAAUUUAUCCUGAAUAGAGUCCGGGGACAGUGGAUGCUUUAGGAACCUUUUGGGUUGGGAUGUGCAGCUGGGAUCCUCGAACCCUUAGCCCCUACCAGACCUAGCUCAGCUGAAGUUUGGUACCCUACACUCCUGUAUGCCUGCUAAGUUUGAGUCUUAUGCCUGCGAACUAAAGAUAACAAUCUCGCGCAUAAAGGACAAUUUCUUACGACUGACUCACAAAUCCCAAAGAAUUGUUCUUUAAAACACAUGAUUAAGGCCGUAUCAGCAUUUUUGGCAAAGUUCGGAAGUCUUUGGAAACUCCUCAGAAAUAUUUGGAAGUUGGGACAUUUUUAGAAGUUCUGGUGAUGACCAGACGAAAAUCUCAUGCAUUUGGCUCUGAUAAACUUGGCAGGUAUAUACUAGACUUUUUCCCAGAAUCCCUUCCUAUCUUAGAGCUGCUAUUUUCUAGAAGCUACUGAGGUUGUCACUUACUUUCCUGAUUUCAUUUUCUCAAUUGUGUCAAUUACUGGGUUUCCUUAGUCUGGGCUUAAAUCUUGAACCAACUGAUCAGUUUCCUGGAAAAUUAUAUCCUAAUUAUAUUCUAGACCCACACUCUCUGAUUUCUGUACCCUUACAACAGAAGACCAUACCCUUCACGGCGACACAUUCCUAUAUAGCCUAUAUGUGGCAGUAACUCCCUCCCGCUAACAAUGGAGUGUAAAACAAAGAUGGUAAAUUUUAAGCUAAGUAGUAAAUGAGGAUGAUAAAAUCAUCACGAAAAUAACAUCUUUCAUCUUCACUACCAAGCUUGGAUUUGCCAUCUUUCUUUAUUCAUUGCCAUGCAGUACACUCAUCAAUAUGUCAUUGGUGAUACUAGCAGUGUACAAGAUGCAUGCCCCAUAAACUGCAGGGGUAUCUUGUGAAAGAUGUGUGCAGGGAUGCUCUUUGGAAACUCUUUGCUCUUUUACACUCCUAGAGAAGACCAAUCGGGACAAGGCUAAAGGUUUAAUUCAAAGGAAAAUAAGAAAAUUUAGCUUGGGCUAGAAAAACAAUGUAAGAAAAGUGUCUUGCUUUUCUUGUGGAGGACAGGUUAUUCAAUUGUGGUACUUGUUAUCAAAAGCAUCGCUAAGCAUUGCUAAGCAGUACGCAAAGCAAUCCAUUGCACUCUGAUCGCCAAAUGGCAUAACCUUCGAUGAAGCAAAAUAAAGAUGUUUUAGAAGAAACUGCCCUGUUUGUGACUGGUGAAUAGACAAAGAGAUCAUCAUGGCUGGGUUUAAGUAACCUCCAGGAGAGUUUUCUUUCAUCGUUGAUUUUUGCUCCCUUUUAUUCACCAUUUUUCUCCACUAAGGAUCCUGGUCCAGGCCAUGCAGGGCAUGGAAGUCUUCUUUCUGACUUAUCUUGGAAUAUGUAAGGGUCUCUGCUUGCUGGGUAGAGUGUUAGGGAAACCAACUGACAUUGGCACUUGAAUGCAGCACACGCUGCAGACUGUCCAAAGCAUUUCUUAAAAAAACUGAAGAUGGCAUGGCUUUGUACCUGUAUAGAAAGUUGCUAGGAAUUUGGGAUCUUCUUUCGAUAUAUUGUGUUUCUAUGCAAGUAAAGGAGAUUCUUGUCAUUUUCUAAUAGCCAAAGGCAAUAAAUUGCCAUUCUGGCAGCCCAGCUGAUAUAUUGUUUCGUUUAUCAGAGCUAAUUUCUUGCCCUACAGUCUGUAACCCAGCUCUAACAAUAGGCUUGUGUUUGUUUUGUAGGAUUUCAACUUGAUAAGAAUAACAUCCUGAAAGAAAUGAAGAAACUACCAAUGAUGCAUGACACAGCAUAUGUGGAGUACAUCCAAGAGAAUGUACUGGAUGGCAUCCCAGAGGAAGGGAUUGGAUCAGAUACUUUAGUUAUGCCGUAAGUAAUAAUUUAGAAGAGUUACCGCAAAAACAGCAUGUGUAGAGGAGGUUUAGUAAAUGUGUUUGAGUAACAUUAAUUAAUGUAGUGGUUGGUGUGACCCCUUAACCUAUAAAUCUGAACCUAGGUCGUUUAACGUUAUCAUAACAUUCUUUCCUUAGACAAGAGACUCUGAGCCAUACUGUCCAUCCAGAAUAGAAUGAUAAGACCCCUUUUUGCCUGAGGGGUGAGGGUGCACAAAGCAACACUGCAAUAAUUAUUGCAGUGUUGCUUUCUGCACCCUCACUCACUUUCCGUUUCAUCAAAAUUUCAACAAUAUAGAUAAUAGACGAAUAGUAUUUGUCAUAAUGUGCGUGAAAUUAUUUAACAGUCCUAAAUGUAUAUAUUCUGCCUUUCUGAAAGGAAGGGCAAGAAACAUUUUCCACCUGGACAGCUUCUACUGAUUCACUAUUAUGUCAAAUGAUAUUAUCUAUGUUGUUGAAAUUUUGAUGAAAAGCAAGUGAAUUAUUAUUUGCUAAUUUCUGGACUAUACCAUUUGAAUAUUUAUUAAUAUCAUGGGUGACAAAUAAAGCUCACAAUUUAGCCUGGGACCAGGCUCUGCAUGGGAGGAAAAAGGAAACAUAAAUCGGCGUGGUAGUCUGGGGAGGGCAAAGGGCCCUUUCCCCCUCCCAAAUUCAUCCCUCAGCUCUUUUUGCUCGGUAAUAUUUUUCCUAUUUGACCCCAAUUUUUGCCUUUUUCCCCCACUGUGGAGCCUGGUCCCAGGCUAUUCAUAAUUGUGAGAUUUCACUUCUUUAUCUACCAAGAUCUUCAUGUACAGGAAAGGUUAGGAGAAUACUGGUCAGUAGGCAGCAAUAGAUCAGAUGGAAAAGUGCUCACUUGUGGGUUAGAUGUGAAAAAGGGGGGUCACCCCCACCCCCUUCCCUAUUGAAAGGGUCUGGGGCCCUGAAAAGUGUAUUUCAGAGCAUUUUGAGUGAACAGGGAAACAAUUAUUAUUAUAAAACCAUGAGAACACAACAGAACACCUUGAAAUGUUUUAUAUUUACAUGUUUGCUUUCAAUUAACAAAGUACUGCCAAGCAAAUUAACAGAUGUGUUAUGCAUCUUUAAAAAGCAAUUUUGUGUGAUUAGUUUUCAUGAUGAGUAGAUGUUGACUUUCACUGAUUGCUGAAGCUUCUUUAGUAUACUUAUCCGUAUUCUUUUCUUCACAGUCUGGCGAAAUUUCGUCAAUUCAGUUUAUUAAAUUUUUCGUAUCUGUAGUUUGUUUAAUUAAAGAUAUUUUUAUUAUACAUUUAUUUUUGUUUUAAUUUAUCUGUUUAUUGCAAUUCAAUCGCCUGAUACAAUACGAAAACAAGAUAAAAUACAAUUUAAGAUAAAAAUAGUGCCAUAAGGACGGUGAGCAAAUUAGUUGACUCCAUUAAAGGAAGCUGAACUAUCAAGAAAUUUUCGACUCAUAAAUAUGAACAAAAAUUUAAUUAUUACUCAUUUCUCGAAGAUUAGAAACUAGAAAUACUUGAUGCUUAACAUAUUGAAAGUUGUAACACUUUCCUUCUAUUAACAAUCCUCUGAAAAAAAAAGCCAAACGUAAGAGUAUCAUUUCUAGCGUUAUGAAAGGUAUCCUCUGAGAUAUUAGUAAGAAUUUACACUUACAAUUAUUGUAAGGUUAAAUUCGCCCUAAUCUCUCGGAAGAUACCCUCCGGAAAAAAAAAACAGUACGUCAAACUGCAAAACAUUCGUCCUUCAAGGAUAAAAAGUUUAGUUUCUCUAGUCACAUUUGAGAUGAAGAAUUCUUGUCUAAAUGUUUGGUUUAGCUGCUAUGCAGAGUUUUCGCUUCAGCAAGAUUGCAAAACGAACAAGUUGAGACAACAAUGCGAAUAGGAUCAACAGCGCAAAUACCGCGAAUGGAAAACAGAGAGAAGCCACUUGAAUCCACCGUAGGAUGACAAUGAUGCGUUUGUUUGGACCUUCUGGAAGGACUGCAGAGGACGCGAGAGUCGCUGUUGUCACGUUUAUGAUCGCAAUACAGGACAAAGUUACCAGCGAAAAAGUUUCCAUUCUAUCUGCCGUACGGUCACGGAAUGGCUUCUUGAUUAAAUGAUGAACUGCCAUCAGAACACAGGCAACUGACAUGCACAAGAAACAAACCAUGGAAUUGGGUAUAAAGGCGCGAAAUAUGAGAAGCACAAGCCUUCGACCAAUCAGAACGCUUUCCCAGUAGAGCGUCCCUUGAUCAUGUGCACUAGGUGGACGGAAAGGGCCAAGCAAAAUGUUGGAAAUUUCGUUGGUGCAUUCGUCGCUAUCAUGUGAGGCAUUUCCCUCGUCAAUAAGCGAUACAAGGCGGUUGUAUCUCUUGUGAGAGGCGGGUUUUCUAUUCUGUCUGGCGCUUGAUGGCUGGAGGGCGCGGGUUUGCCAGCAAUAGCGUUUCACAAGCCAGAAAAUGAGGAACGGUAGAGGAGCAACACACGCGCCAAUAAACUCUUUCCAUGAUAUGGUCUUGGAAUACAACCUUCCAGAACCCAGGUAAAGAACUCCGACGAACGGAACGAUAAAAAUGACGUUAAAAGCCAGAAGAGCGUACUGCCACCAUUGCCAGCAAACAACGUUACCAUCGUAGUAAAGAUGCAUUUUAGAUCCAAUCGGAACGCAGUGCAUUAACUUGAGUGACGUUUCUGCCAGGCGCUCGUAACCCAACAGCACGAUUUCCACGGCAACAGCCACGUAAUGGACCAACAAAGGUUUGCGUUUCUUAAGUGUUAGAUUAAUCAACCAAUGAAGACAGUAUAUUAAAAAUACAUGACCAAUUGCUGCAAGGACCAGCCCAGAAAGGAAAAUCUCUUUGGUGACCGCUGUCAAUCCAGCGAAUGGGCAGCCAAUUCUCUCGUGCACGACAUGGACUUGAAAAUUAAAAGCAGCGACCAUUGUGGAAAUGUACGGAACUUUUGCCAUCAUUUUUCGUAUAUUUGUGGUGCUAAGCAAGUCAAAGGCUUGGUAGAAGUAAAACGUAAUUAUGAGAUAGCCAUUUUCGCCUUCUUUAUUUUCAAGAACGGCCGUGCGUCCUUCCACAGUUUGGUGACGAACGUUUCGAAACCAGCAAAUCUGGUUUUUCAAAAAGCGGAAAAGAGGAGGUUUCUUCAACAAAUAAAAAGUCAAAGCGAUGGUAUAAAGCGCCAUGAACAUCCACAGUUGAUAAUUCCAUCGACACUCUUCAGAUUUUCGGCACUUAGCUGAAAACAGUGUUUCGGUGAACCCGGGAGAACAACGCCCACAAAGAACACCUUGUCUGUUACCGUUGCAACUGUUGAUUUCUUCUUGGUGUAAACUGUGUCUCUCAGGUUUACGACAGUAUUUCUCAGGACAAGGUAUAAAUACUAGUGACGAGGAGUUGCUCGAGUCAGUAACUUUGUAACCCCAAAAAUCCCGCUUGGCAACAAUGUUGUGUUCAUCGCAUUCUGCGCCAAAGGGGCACUCAAGACAUUUGAAGCCUUUACGAAUGAACAGUCCUCUAGAAAAUCCGCUUUGAAGGCUGUACAUUUUAGGAGGGCACAUUGUGCAAGUGAAGAGUUCAGUUGUCACGUUGAUGCGACAAAAUGUAUUGUCCUCUCCACCUUCGUAGUGAAAGUGGCUGAAAUUCUCAAACUGAAGUGAGCUUCCAGUUCUGCAUUGAAUGGUGGAGUUCAGGUCCAUAUCGAAGUAGCCACCAGAAAAUAUUCUCAGAAUGGGUUGAGUUACUAGCCUUUCGGCAAACUUUGUUUCGAAAGUAGUGUUCUUUAUUAUGAUUGGUCCUCCGCUUUCCGAAUGCAGAAAUCUGCCAACGGUAAAAGCAGUUCCCUUGAAAGUUCCGUUUCUUUCCGUGCGCUUGAAAGUACAGUCCUUGAACUCGACCUUCGCACUGCCGUAUCCAACAGAUACAUAUCCUGUGUCACGCAAGGCAAAAUUAUUUGUGAAAUUGCACCUCCGAAACUUGACAUGACCGUUUAUGAUCUUAAUCGCCCCCGUCUCAAAUCCAAAGUUGUUUUGAAAUAAGUUGUCUUCGAAUAGAACGCGACUGGUGUAAUUCCAUUUUGGGUGUGUAUUCUUUCCACCCCCUUCUUUUAUACAGCCUUUGUCUACAUUCUCAUCUGAGUCAAAAAGAAACAAAAACACGCCCUGUGCAGUCAUGUAUCCUGGUAAGUUUGCGCAUUUCCUUACCCUCCAAACGUUCCUUUCCAGACUGAAACUGUCCUGGAAUUUGCAACCUCGAAUGGUCAGCGUCUUAUUUCCCUUGGCAACAAACACAAACGCAUUAGUUGGGCGACCUCGAAAGGUUGCAUUUUCUAUCGAAAUGUUUGCUUCCGAAAGAGACUGAUUAUUUAAAGGUGGAAUACUCAUGCGAACGCCAUAAGUGGUAUUCUUGGCGUAUUUUUCCUGUAUGGCUUUGCCGUCAAAAAUAGUGUUGGUCACUCGAAUUUGAACGAGGACGCUGUUGUUUAGCAAACCGUAUAGAUCCAUCAAGUUAUCUCGAAAUGUGCAGUUGUUGAUGCUUGCGACCGUAUAAAAAUUGCUGUCGUUCAUGUUCAGUUUGCAAUACGCUUCUAUCAUAACGCCAUACAUCGAGGAAGUCACUGUAACACCUUCCAUGCGAAGGAUGAUGUUUGAAGUUAUGCUUACUGCAACUUUGUAAUUUCUGUCGAAUGAUGUAUUGAAAAUUUCAAUUGUUCCAGACUGAGUAGUACUUCCCGUAACUCGUAAUGUCGGGACCGACUUUUUUCGAUUUGUCCUGUUGUCGUAGAAGCGGGAACCAUGAACUCUAAUGUCGAUUGUUCUAUUUGCGUUUGUAAAGCUCUGAACUGCGAUACAUGUGACAUCAGAGUUAUUGGCACAUUGCAAUUCAAAAAAAGAGACAGAGGCCCUUCUCACCCUGGAAUAGUAGAGACUGCGAUUAUUCAUAAAAGAAUUACGCUCAAGAUAUAUGUUACAGUACGUUUCUUUUGAGACAGCUGUAGGCAAUUCAAUAUCAAGGAAACGACCUCCGCCACUGAUGCAAUAAACCUCAUUCAUGGUUAUUUGCAGAUAAAUAGUAUGGGAAAACUUUCUUGUUUGAUUCGCUGAGAACACAAUUGCACCCCUUUCCAGAGACGUUGUGUGGAAGCCAUUUUCUUGAAACCUGGUUUUGGCGACGUUUAAUGACAACAGUAUGUCGGUCUUGAGAAAAAGUUGGUCAAAGUGGAUUCUCACGCACAGAGAAUUGUUUAGAAAGACAGAGUUUCGAAUAGUUACAUGUAUGUUCGAUAUUUUUCGCACUCGUAUAACAACAGCUGAUUCCCAUUCUGUUUUUUCGCCAUGCCUUUCUCGAAGAGUGCAGUUGAUGAUCUCCACGUAGUUACAGUCUGUAAAGUUUAAUGUCGUCUUAAAGAACGAUAUGUUGCUUAACGAUAUACGCAAAACCUCAUUUGAUCUAUUAAAAUGAAAUCCUUGUGGACAGGUCACGUGGGCUUCUGUUGAUGGUGAGCUGCGCAUUGUGACGUUUCCUGUUACCCAGAUUCCCGUGGUUAACUGCUCGCAGUCAUAUGGUUGCUUUGCUGUACCACUGCCGUUGAGGAUAACCAUCCCGCCCCGUGACACAAGGGUAACAGCCUUUGCUAUUGUGCGACAGGGCUUUUUAGUGGAGCCACAACCGUUGGUGUCGUUUCCGCGUAAAGAAACGUAGACAGUUUUUUGAUACUCGAGGCAUCCUGUAAAUUAGAAAGACAUGGAAAUGCGCAGUAAUAAGGAUGUUCUCCUUGCAAUAUUUGUUACAUGUAGACAGAGACGCAGUAAGCAGGACCGUGGCAAUAGGCCCUUUGCAGUAUACGGCGCAUGGUAUAAAAAUCACAUUGCUGGAUGUCAAACGACGCAGUGGGACUUUAAAAAGAAAGGAUAUUAGUUUUUUGAAUGUUGUAAUCUCUUGUUUUUCUUGUCCCUCUGCGUCGUUUGCCAUCCAGCAAGGUGUUUUUUGUGCCAUGUGAGCGUUCUCUGCAAAGGGCGCAUUUGCGGCUUUACGCCUCUCUCUCUUGCCUAACCCCCGUAACGUACGUCGAAAAAUCAAAUAGCCACUUUGGAAACGAAAAGGGACUGGAGCCGAAAUGCGUCCUUCAAUACGCGCUAGUAAGCGCUAGGCAAGCUAGCAACACUCCCAGGAGUCUUUGCGAAAGUUCAUUAGACCCAGUCUCCCUCUCGUUUCUAAAGUGGCGAUUGUGAAAGAUAUCGGUUUCUAAACGGCCGAAUCUCCGGCUAACUGACCGCCGGCUUGAAAUUUGCCAAUGUGAUAGACAGAAAGCGAACUCAACAAAAAAGCUGCCAAUUUUCUGACUUCAACGUCUAAAUUGAUCAAACUGAACAGUAAAAGAACUGUCAGAACUGGUAGCAAAAAAAACUCAUGACUUUCGAUUAAAAUUUUCCUGCACGCUAGAAAGUCAACAAUCGUUUUAACCCAAACCCUAACGCUAUCUGAUGUGGCCUUAAGUAUCAGGCAAGACAAAGCCGCACUUGCCGCCCCGUUUAGAUUUUAUGCUUUUGUCGUUUGGCCUCUUGCCAAAAUCCCACGAGUUGUCCGUGCCUUUAGUGUUCCGGCAGUGCAAUACUUGCUUUGUAUGUUCUAAAUAUCUAGCUACGUUCUUGAUAAAGCUAAAGUUUUAUGCGUUGGACUCGCCCAAAGAAGAAGUGAUGAUGAAAAUUGCCCACCGUAAAAAGUGUCCCAAGCUGACGAUUUUAGCUCUGGUCUUCCGUCAGGGCGGUAGGCAAUCAGUACGUUACUUUUUCAUUUCACUCAGUAAAACUAGAUUUUUGUCCUUCAGUCGACGCUCAGAAGAGUUUUCCAUUAAAGGUUCGGGUGCCAGUUGACACAAAAAAGGCCUGCGUUUAAACUGUAAUACCGUAAAAUUCCAAAAAUAAGCCCCUGCAAAUAAACGCCCCCCCGGGGAAAUUGCCCUCAAAUACAAAGCAAAAACGGUAAAUUUCUUUUCGACUAUCAGGCAAGCCCAAGCAAUUUUGAAACGCAAAUUUCCCUUCGUAGAUAAGCCCCUCAAAAAGGGCCUUUGAAAAAAUAAAGCCCUGGGGCUUAUUUUCGGAAUUUUACGGUAUCCUACAUAUGUUGUGUGCAGCAUCUGAUUAAGGCUUCUUUGCCAACCUACACCCCAUCGCAACUAGUUGUGGUUUCGAUAAAUGUUCAUCACGCGAGUGCCUUUAUUGAUAUCGUACUCCUACAAAUCAAAUUAGGCCAUGUAACAUAACUAUAUAUGGUGUGAGUUAUGUAAAUUUACCUAAGCUAUUUAGAAAUGAAAAAGUUUGGUUUUAUCGAGUGAGUUAAUAAAAUGACCACCGCAAAGUAGAUUUAGGAGCAGGUUCACCCUGGCAAAGGGCUACUGAGUUUAUAUAAAGCUAGGCUAUUAUGCUCAACUGCUAACGGACUAACCUGUUUUAACCAUUAAGAGAAGAAAAAGAUGCGAUACAAAGACAAACCAACAAGCAGCCAUGGACUAACGUUUCCUGUGGGUGUGAAAUGUUGUUUUCUGGGUUGCAGUUGUUUAAAUGCUAAAAACUGAAAUCGAUUAGUCACGUUAUAAUAAUGGCUCGAAACUGACUCGAAAAUGAAAGCAAUUCGCUUACGCCAAGUGAAUUAAAAUAAUCAGAACAUUCCAGUUUAAAACUGACAUCGCGGCUAUACAGCUUUAUGGUGAGACACGGUAAGGUGGAAAGUUUUUUUGGAACUGAAAGUCGUGAUCAGUAUUGCUGUUGACAACAACUUGGUUUUAACGGUACAUUAGUAAACAAACAAAAGGAAAAAAAUAGGAUAUUGGCCGAACCGAGCAUUUUACCAUGAUUUUUAUUAAUUGGAGUCCAGCCCUGCGUAACAGGCUAUUUUAUUGCCGAGUGAAAGGAAGCUAAAACUGGAGAUAAUUUAUAGAAACAAAAUACAUUUACAAAUUAAAUAGUAAAUCAUCGAUUGGCUCAUGAUACGUAAUUACGUCCAUCGUUGGUUCUGGAAAGCACAUGAUAGAAAAAAAUUAACUGAAACAAAUUGAUUUUGCUUUCACGAGGAUGCUCUGCGCUAAACGUUUGAGUCUUGCCGGGAUCAUUUCACGAACACUGUAAGGUCAUUUACCAACUGAAAGCUAUCUAGCGAGAUCAAGGAAAGGAAACGAUGUGGGCAUUGGUUAAGACGAAAAUCGUCAAUCAGGUCCCCGUUGUCGUCAUCCUCGGAGACCCAGGGGCAGAUUUCCCUCGCCCCCACUAUCUGCCCCUGGGUCUCCGAGGAUGCGUUGUUGUAAGAUGACUGUGCAUGAUUGCUGCAAACAAACACCUUUUAGGUUUAAUGCAAAUUUAAUUUCUGUCCGCGCUUUCUUCCUAGAUUGAUCUUGAACUUCAGAAUCUUUGACGCAUUCCGAUAUUUAGGGAAUUCCAUGCCAGUUCAAUAUUCACGUACCGAAGCGUGUCAUGUCUCGAUGUUUGUCACACGAUCACUCAUUAGACCUUUACGCGAUAUUGUGUGCAGGAAAUUGUGUUAAAAGAACGAUAUUCUGAGUUCCAGCGGCGCAGACUUGAAAUUACUAUCCUCUAAACUCGACGCUGACUAUUCUGACUUGUCCUGAAAAGCAAAUUUGAAGAAUAUAUGCGCCACUUGGACAUCUGCCAUAGCGCACCCUAUUUGCAUAACCUUUGUUUUUCAUUUCUCCUGGGUAUUACAGCCGUACCAAAAGAAAUUGAAAACAAUGCUUAUGCAAAAGUGUGGGGAGGCAAGUAAGGUGCAUUAUGGGAGAUGUGCAAGUGGCGCGUGCUGUUGAGAGAUUUCUCCGUUAAGUCACGUGACGAGUUAGUCAUAAUCAUUUGCAGUGACACGUAAUUAAGUUUUAGGUUUGGAGUCCGCUUUAACGAGGUCUUAUCUUUUUUAGGUGUGAUCAUUGAAAUAUACCUUAAAACUGAUGCUUUCUUAUGGGGUCAGGAACUUUGUGCUGCAACUAUCCCGCCGUUUUUAAAACAUGUACGGAAUGUUGUCGUAGCAAUUUUAUAAUUUCACUCUAGUAAUUUCUCACUCAUGAUAUAAUAUGAUCAAAAUCAUAAUCAUAAUAUCAAUCAAUUUGUUUAGCGCCAAAAUCCGUAAAUCCAAUGGUGCUUUAGAAACAUUGAUACUAUAGCAUCAUAUCAAGAUUGUAAACACGGUAACAACUAAAUAUAUUUGAUCUGAAUUUAUUCAGGGUGAGUAAAUAUGGAAAGCGCAUCUUUGUUGAUGUUCUUGAGAUGCCAGAGAGUGAUGUGGUAGUACAUUCAAAGGACCAAGACAUUCAAGAUUGGUCAAAAGUUGCUCUGCAGAUCAAGGAACAUUAUGAAAAUUAUCAUGGAUUUGUCAUUCUGCAUGGCACUGACACCAUGGCCUAUCUUGCCUCGGCUCUUUCAUUUAUGUUUGAAAAUCUCGCAAAGUCAGUCAUCUUUACUGGUUCACAGGUAAGGUUAGGGAAGGUUUUAGCUCCCUCACAAAUCGCCUUUAGUCGGGAAAAUAGGGGCACAGAUGCUGGGGUACUCCUUUUAAUGGCCUAUGCGGGGAGGCUCCGCCCGACAUGGUUACUGACCUUUUUCAGGCUUCAGGUGUAUGAAAGGGUAGGGAAAUCUGUCAUUUCGGUCGGCAAAAAGGCUCAAACGGCUAGCAGAUGCCUCUUAUGGCUGUUACAAAAUCGAGAAAACGUUCUGAUUUUGUGAGUUAUUCAUAUUUCAAAGACAGUGGAUUUACAGAAGUUAAAAGAGAUGGAAAGUCCCAAACUAAUUAUGUGAAAGGGGUACCAUUUGUCAAUAGAAGGCGUUCGAAAGGGGUACCUUUUCUGUGAAAAAUGGUAAAUAAAAGCGUAAGGGGCUUGACCUUCGGGCGGAACCUCCCCGUAUAAAAACUUUUUUGACUACCAGACAACAAGUGAUACACCAUGAAAGUAAGAUAAGGUUUUUUCAAUAAUAAUUUUAUUGUAUUUUUAUUUUCUAAAGCACAUCAUAAAUAUCCCCAUACAAACUCAUAUUUUCGCCAUGUUCGCUAUUUCGCAAUAUCAUCUCCAGUGACUGACAGCUUGAACUUGGACCGCCUAGGUCCUUGGAAGUUUGAAUUUCCAAGCCAAAUCUCAAUGGGAUAACAUGCAUAUCAGUGGCUUUUACUUAAAGUAUCCUGUAAACGUCUUGUCAUAUGUUUGUAUUAUAUAGAGCGUUUUCACUCACGUGGCCAGCAUCUAUGCAAAUUUAUUGGAACAAAAAAUGUUUUUACCUAACAAAAGAGUUCAACUCCCACAGGACUAUUGUGGGACACCAACAUGGCCGCCAUUUCAUUGUUUUGGAACACCAAUAUGGCCGCCGUGACGUCAUGUGAAAACGCUCUAUUGUUUUGGAUCAUUAUACGUUUCAGAGAAACUGCCCACCUGCCCCUCCCCUAAGCCAACAUUUUGCCCGAAGUGAGAAGUAAGUGUUAAUGUUGGCUUAGGGGAGGGGUAGGUGGGCAGUUUCCUAGAAACGUUUAACGAUCCGUUUUUUUUUCUAAAUUUCUCCAUGGAUGUUUUAUAGUAUGCUCUAAGCGAUCAUUUGAAUGAUGGAAGGCAGAAUCUACUGGGCGCUAUCAUGAUUGCAGGUCACUAUGUCAUACCAGAGGUAAAGCGUCUAAAGCCUGUUCUGCUUCCUAGAGACCUUUAGAUUUUAAGACAAGGACGACUACGAGUACGAGAUGUGCUCGCGCGUGAACCAGCGUCAUUUUGGCGGGGAAAAGUAGUCUCCUUCGUCACCCUACUACAAGGUUGCGAGAAUGUCAUGGUGAUGGAAGCAAGUUAUCAAAUGUUAGAUGUUUUAUCAUUUUGUGGUUGGGAGACAUAUAGAGAUAGAGAUAACAUAGCUAACUCUUCUGUUAAAACAAAAGUACAAUGAGGCUUUCCAGGGUGUCUCUUUUUGGAGAAUACGCGAAGAACUUUAAGUUAAAUCUCGUAAAGUUAAGUCUCUCCAGGGAGUAAAAACGACUCGAAUUAAUCGUCUGAAAUUCAGGCUAUGUUUAUUCACACUUUUGUCAUUUUUCUCUUUUUUCAAUUAAGGUUACUUUAUUCUUCCAUGGGAAACUUUAUCGAGGGAACCGCGCAUUGAAAGUAGAUGCACGAAGGUUUGGUGCGUUUGACUCUCCAAACUGCCCUCCCUUGGCUACAGUUGAAGCAGGCAUUGAAGGUAAGAUCCUAGUUAAAAUUGAGGCCUUGCGAUUCAAAGAAGAGGACGACUACUUUGACGACUAGGUAGUGGGAGCGCGUGAAUCAGCGUCAGUUUGGCAGGACAACACGAUAGCGGCCGUCAUUCUAUUUCGAGUUUUAGCGGGAAUGUCGUAGUCGUGGAAACAAGUUUCAUCAUUGUGUGAUCGGGCUAGGGAUUGAACCCCUUCAACUAAAAAAAACCGCGCUUGCUAUACUGGUGAACUAACUUAAUUUCGUCUUCGUAGUAGUUCUCGUUCUUGAAUCUUAAGCUUGAAUUAUAAUUUUUUGGGGGAGUUUUUAACUUCUUUUCCUUUUUCUCUGCGACUGAAACAGUGGAAUGGGAAGAGCUUUUUCUUGAAAACCAAGCCACUAAAUUCCGUGUUCACACAAGAAUGAGCUCGCAGAUUGGAGUGCUGAGGAUUUUCCCUGGUAUCACUGCAGAGGCUGUGAGUAUUGAAUGAAAGAGAAAUCUGGCCCCAGUUGUUGGACGGAGGUGCAUAACGCUAUUCACUGGAUAAAUGACAUAAAUCUCUAUUUGGUGAAUAGUGCUAUCCAACGUUUGAACAACCGGGGCUACUGUAGGUGUUAUCAGGUUGAUGAUGUGCCCCAUUGUUAUAUAAAAAUAAGUAUUAAGAACUCAUUAAUAUUCCUAUAACUAUAACUGUAAACACCUAAUCCUCACCCCCAGCUACAUCAAAUACUUAAUUAAUUUCCAAGAAAUAAAUACGAGUUACUUCAGUGAAUGAGAAAAAGUAAAUGGAAGUUGAUGCCCCGUUGUUAGUGAAUGGCUGGGACAUGUUUUAAGUUCCUAAGAUUGUUUGUGGUAGCUGAUAUCUUGAGAAAAUAGUAAUGGAAAACGGACUAUUCUCAGAAACAAAAAAUAACGUCAAAACGUGGUACGCGUGGCUAUAAUGAAGGCUGCGAAAUGGUUGGAAGUACUUCAGGCUUCAAAAAGGUAAUCUACACUCCCCCAGCGAUUUAAUCGUGCAAAAGUAAUAAUAGAGAGGUUAAGCACCACUGAUUCCCGUUUGCUGUUUGCCGUACACCUCAGACUAACUGUGCUGGAAACUCUGCGCUCCAUGCCAUCUAGCAGAGGAGAACGUUCAUCAGCGAUUAGAGUGUUUACAGACAAUCCGUUUUCUGUAAACUGAAAUUGCCUCAUUUCCAUCAAUGUUUCCAUGUGAAAUAAACUAUCUGACAGCAACAAAAAGUCACUGUCUCACGUUUUUCAUGAACGUCCGCCCCUCAAGUGACAAACGGCAAACAUGAAAAGGGCAGGAGCAACUGAUCGCGUGGACAUCUCUGCCCUUUGCCGUGAAUGUGGUGCUUAAAUGUCUGUAAAAUGAAGCGGAGCCUCAAGACUCCGAUUUGAGACUUGUGAAUAAGCCAAGGGAUAUUUUUUCAAGUAAUAAAGGUGCUUUUUUUAAUUUAACAGUGAAUUUAUUUUAGUGUUUUUACCCUUCAUUUUCUACUUAGGUAAGUGCUUUCCUGGAACCUCCCAUUGAGGGUGUAGUACUUGAGACGUAUGGAGCCGGAAAUGGCCCUGACUCGCGCAAGGAUCUAUUACAGGAAAUAAAAACAGCAUCCAAGAGAGGCGUGAUAAUUGUCAACUGUACACAGUGUUUGUAUGGUCAUGUGGUUCACGACUAUGCUACAGGAAAGGUGGGAUUCUGACUUGUGUAAUUUUAAAUGUAAUAUAACUUUUUAGCCAUGAAACCGUGGGGAUCUUUACAACUUGUUAGCAAGCGUCCGUGUGAUGUACAUCGAGUUGAAGUUGCAAAUUUUUGUUUUUGCGCAAAGGAAAACUGGAGGACCCAGUGUAAAACCUCGGGGAGUAAGAUAAAAAAGUGAGGUUUGUCAACUAAGUUGAUAAUUACCAGUUAUUCGGCUUUCGUAUGGUUAAGAAUUAUGGAGAUCAAAGAAGGAUGUUUUCGGCUAAGGCAGAUAACACCCUCCAAGAUCUGCACAAUUCUUCAGAUCGUGCGAAAGCCGAAUGCACUAACUGUUUUACUGUUCAUUCAAAAUAAUUUCCAGUUUGAAAACGAGCUAAAACUUGCUUACCUCUAUCGAUAUUUGGUUGGCCUGCGUAGCAUGGCGGUUUUGGUUGAGAGCGCUAAGUAAUAAAGGCGGGCGAGUGCAGAGAAACCGCAAGGAGAUUGGGGCGGCAGCAACUUGAUUUUUAUUUUUCUCGCGGCUUCGCCGCGCGUGCGCCCGGCUCGACAAAACCGCCAUGCUACGCAGGCUAAUAUUUGGUAAGUUCCUGUCUUCUUGUGCCCGUUUCUCGGCAAUGGAUGUUCAGUGUCAAAGAUAUUCUUUAAAUAGCAGAUGUCAUCCGACGAUUUGUAUCCUUGCUGUUCUUGCUAUGCUUUUAGCUAGUAAUUCAGCUAUUACGUGUGAAUUGUUCUUGCUCUACCAGAACAACGCAACCUCGUUCCCAGGGCGUCUCGGUUGCCAACCCUUUUUCUGACGAUUACCCCGUGCUAUGGACGUCGUCUUCCAGAUAGGUUAACGCCAGCGUGUCAACCUCCUCCCGAGUUACCUUUUCCAGACAAGGGCAUUUUUUUCCUCGCUUUGCUAUCACGGAGGAAAACGAGAGACUUCUGGAACUCUAGUUAAUUGCUGGAUGCUCAAUACAUGCCGUCAUUUAGUGUCAACCACUAAUGCGUAGCCUGCCUGACAGGCGCAAAAAAGGGGAGGGGGAGAGGGAGAAAAGCACAGAAGAGAAAAUGGAAGGGAGCCCCUGCCAUAAGAGCCUGUGUUUUUGCAUUCCGUUCACCCAUUUUUUAUCUCAUCCGAUUACGUCAACUGUCAAUAUGCGACCAAUCACAAAUAGGGACGUUGCUCAGCAUGGUCCAAACUUAAUCAUUUUGUUUAUACCUUACCCUCUUUCCCCAACCCCCCCACCCUCCCUUUUUUCCUUCCUCCGAAUCCCCUACCUCUUUCGAAGCCUGCUACGCAGGCUACUAAUGCGUACCUUUGUUUUAAACAUUGUAUCAGGCGUUGCUAGAUGCGGGUGUCAUAUCAGGGAAUGACAUGACCGUUGAGGCGGCGCUGACAAAACUUUCCUACGUGCUUGGACAUGAUGAACUCACACUUGACGAAAAGAAAAAGGUAACUGCUCAUUGUCUCUUGAUACGUAUGUCAGUAAAUAUGGUCAAUGUAGCCAACCAUUACUAUAGAGAUCUUUAGAUUCUAGGACGAGAACGCCUACGAUUACGAGAUUUAACGUGAAGUUUUUUCGCGUAUUCCCAAAUGAUAGACACACAGGAGGAGGUUAAGUUACUCCCAGCCGAACAAAUAAUAAAACCUAUGACUCUAAAACUUGCGUCCGCUAACGCGACAUUCUCGCUAAAACUCGUAGCAGAAUGACGUUGACUACCACAUUUUCCCGCCAAAAUGACGCUGGUUCACGCGUGAGCAAUACUCGUACUCGUAGUCGUUCUCGUCUUAGAAUCUAUAGCUCUCUCAUAAAUAGUCUGCGAAUACAUCUGUCUCUUCUCGUUCCUUUAGCAGCGAGUAGCGAGAACAGACGGCUGUAUUCGCAUUUAAGUUCUUAACUGGUAUCUCUGUAAGGCAGACAUCCACUAACCCACCCUUCCCUCUUUUCAUAAAAUAGAUACCUAGACCCGUCCACAAGAAUGCGUUUGUUGCUUGAAGAUGCACAGGGUUUUUUGCGCUUUCAUCAUAUUUUCACGCUGAAACGAUAACAGACGUAGAUUUUCCCUCUCGAAGCGGAGCCUUUUGAAAACGGAGAACUAUCGUUUUAGUGUCGACGGGCUUAAAAAACGCUGGCGUUAUAGCUACUCAUGCGUGGUAUAAAAAACUUAAACAGCAAGAAUAGACGCGGAUAUCGUACACAUGUCUGAGAAUAGCCUGGGAACGAAAAUGCAACUCAGAUACAUGUAUGCGUUUUGAUUUCUGGUAUAAACGGUUGAAUGCGUGGCGAAAACGCCAGUUGAAGGCGGACCUUUCAAUACGUUUUUUGCUUCUCCAAGACAGAGACUUAGGGCCUAAUAUUUAAACGAAGUCUAAUUUAAGCGGCGGUUUAACGCAUCUUUGAACCUUCAGAUCUCUUCCUUGGUGGGUUGUUUAUAGAAGAUACAUGCUUUUCUAGUCUUCUCUAUAUGCUGUCAUAAAACUGUUCAAAUAAAAUGAUGUUUAGAUAAAAUCGUUGGGCAAAUUGAAAAUGACUUAGAUAGCGGAUUUGUUAAACACUGGCUAAACUACGUUUAAAUAUUUGGCCCUUAGAGUUUGUCUCUGCCACUCUUCAAUCGUUUUCUUUAACUAUCCAUGGGGCGGUCGCCUCCCUUAAUGAGACAACUUAGAGUUGGUCCCUGCCGUUCUUAAGGUUUUUCGUUUAGUGUCCUUAAGGUGGACGCUUCUCUAAGAUAGGCACCAAGGGUUAGUUCCUGUCUUUGUUGUCGUUAUCUUAAAAUCUACAUAAGGUCGCUUCUUUAAAACCAACACUGUCCGACAGUUGACAUCCUCCUUUUACACGGGGUUUUACCGCCAACAUUGACAUCACUGUCUCUUCUUUUAUUUUGUUUACAUGUUGACGUCGGGGUUUUUAUUGUAGAUGAUGAAGACAAAUCUGCGUGGUGAGUUAACAGUUUACAAAGAUGAGGAACAGCAGCAGUUUUCCUUGCGUGACAAUGAACUAAUUGAUGCUGUGGCCUCGCACUUCAAAGUUGGUUCAACUGAGGUAAAUUAGAGCCCGGGGGGGUACUUUAGGAAUUUCUGGGUGGGGAUGUGCCGCUGGGAGCCUGGAACCCUUAACCUUUACCAGAGCUAGUUCAGCUGAAUUUUGCUACCCUAUACUAGAGUAAAAUUUCCAAAUCCCCCUAUCCUAGAGUAGCUGUGUACCUAUUCUAGAUAAAAUCUUCAACCAACUGAUCAGUUUCCUGAAAAAUGAUACCCUAUUCUAGAGCCAAACGCUCUGAUUUAUAUACCCUAUCCCAGAGUAAACUGCUUGAAAACCAUACCCUUCACAGCGGCACAUACCUAUAUAGCCCAUAUAUGGCAGUACCCCCCCCCCCGGGAUUAGAGCACUGUGAAAAAACCAAGUUGUGUAGAUGCAGGUCGUCAUUAAGGCUGUUUUCGUUUACUGUCCUUAAGGUGGACGCUUCUCUAAGAUAGGCACCGAGGGUUAGUUCCUGUCUUUGUUGUCGUUAUCUUAAAAUCUACAUAAGGUCGCUUCUUUAAAACCAACACUGUCCGACAUGAUCAUGAUCCUAUCAUGAUCCUAUCACACCAUCCCUGAUCAACCUGCACUGGCUUCCGGUUACCCACAGAAUAGAAUUCAAGAUAGCAAUGCUAGUUCACAAAUGUAUCUACGGCGUCGCACCACAAUAUCUUUUAGACUUGAUAAAAAUCAAAGAGAGCUCGCGGUAUCAGUUGAGAUCAUACCGGGGCAUACUCCUAAUGGACAAUACCUAUAGAACAAAAAAGACACUCGGGGAUAGGGUGUUUGAAAAUGCUGCGCCCAAAGUAUGGAACCGACUCCCUCUAGAAAUUAGACAAUGUCAAUCAUUGAAAAUUUUUUAAAGUUUUACUAAAGACACAUCUUUUUAAAUUAGCUUUUUAUUAGUUCUAUUAUUAACUCAUAUUUUACUUUUAUUGUUUUCCGAAAAUUGUAAAUUAUUAUUAUUAAUAUCAUUAUUUGGAUUAGCUAUUUAUUACUUUAAGAUUUUACUGUUGUAAUGCGCAUUCGAUCAUAUCUUUAUCGCAUGCUAGACUGCGCAAUAUAAGAAAUAAACAUUAUUAUUAUUAUUAUUAUUAUUAUUAUUAUUAUUAUUAUUAUUAUUAUUCACGCUGCACCGGAUAGCUUUUGCGCCGCCACGAAAAUCAUACCAGAUGGGGCUUCUAUUCACACACAAGAACGGUUAUGGCGACGCUGUUUCUGUGACGAAGCGAAGCUGAGCCGCGCCGAUCUCGAUAGUGGAGCGUCACAUAUCGGACAGGUUCUGUUCCACACUUCGGUGCAGUAUGAACACCUAUUCGGCGGAAGUAAAUAAGUAGGACCCACUAAGACGGAAGUAAAUAUUCAGGAGCGAGGAAUGGCAUUUAGUGCACCAAAUCCCCUAGGCCAACGAAUAGGCCAUUUCCGAGUUCCCCCCGAGCCUCUGUAUCAAAACGAUUUUAAGUGUUCAGCCUUUGAUAUGAAAAUGAUUUUUCAUUCUCAUGCAAGUAAAACUCAUUUUCACAAGAAAGGUUGUGCACCUAGCCUCAUUUUGAAAGUGAGGGUUUUUAGAACUCGAAAGUGGCCUGUUGUGCCGCCUGGAGCCGUUGCUGUUCAUGCUCUACACGAGAGCUGUCUGGUAUAGUGUGAACAUAGCGUAAAUUUCUUAAAAUGGGAAAGACAGAAAAGGUCGUUUAGUUGAAAAUGCGAUAUUGCCUGUUAUCAUUUAAACUAUUUAUCCCAAUGUUUUGAUUGGCGUCGAGGUCAUUACGUCACUGCACAUAACUGCUUACAGACAACGCUUUGCUCAUGGGCAGUAUGGCAAAUAUUAAACUGCUCGCCGCUGACAGGUCACGAUAUUUUUCUUAACCUCGUCCACUAAUUGUUUAUUAUCAUAACUAAAAUGUUUCGUGUUUUUGUCACGCAUUUCUCAAAAACAGGAGGUGACUUACAUCAAACGAGCGUUAUUUCCGGUACUCACGUGUCACGCCGCAGGAAGAGGAGACAUUGUUGCUAUGGAAGAAUUACGUAAACAGGUAACCAUACAGUCUCCACAUACACAAAGAAGUAGACUAGUAGCCAUAUGCUGAGUAUCAACCGGUCUAAGUAGCCGCCUACUUCAUCUUUGAAAGCCUACGUAUCCUCUCCUUAAUGGAGGUGUGUCACGAAAUUUAUCAAAAUGUAAACAAUUGGAACCAUCCACCAAACUGAGUGACACAUAAGAAUAACUGCUCAAAACAUUUUAAAAAAGGCUAUAAAUAACAGAGUGCGAUGGCGCCAAAAUUGUCCCCGAGCUCGCAGAAGUAAGCCUGCUCGGAGGCUAUUAAGGAGCUUAAGUAACGAAGACGGCGACAGCGACGGCAACGAGAAAGGCAAAAAAGCAAUAGGUUUACAACUUUGCCACGCUUUUUUGUACAUUUCUUUGCUGUCGCUGCACGACUACAACGUGAAAGUGCCUGAUUUCACGCUUCGUCGAGUACGUGAACACAAGACAAUGACUUUUUUUUUACAUUUCCUGGACUUUGAUACAGUCUUAGAAUUCAACUCCAGAAAAUUUGCCAACAUUUGACGAAUUGAGCGAGUUGGAAUAAGUGCGAUGAAGUUUGAGGUGGUGGGAAUUCACUUUUUAAGUGACGUUUUCGUAGCCAUCGCCGUCGUUGUUGCUUAAGCUCCCUAAUGCAAGAGAAGGAACGGAUGGACAAACUUGAAGAAGAUUGAAGCGGGUUGCAAUUGAUGGUUUUUGAAACCUUGUUAGCCUAGCAGUUAUUAAAGUUCAUCUUUGUUGCUUGUCCCAGGAUCUUGUCUCUUUCAAAUAUGGCGGCGGCAUAGUGAAAAACGAGAAGACCCUGCAGGGGAAGUUUGAUAUAAUGCUUGGGAGACAUAUUUGUUUGACAUGAAGCUGUGAUUUGGCCCCGCAUACACAAGGAAUUUUCCAAGUUCCGUGGCGAAUAAGGACGCGCACUUGGCAUUUUUAAGGAGCUUAAAGGUGAUGUUACACGGGGACAAUUCGCAACGACCAUUUUUAAUGCAACACAACGUUGCAAUGUUGGAGCAAUGUUGUAACUAUUCGAAACGAUGAAGUUAUGAAUAUAUGAAAAUCAUAUAUGUGAACUGCGGAGUGAAGAAUUAAAUGAACGAUGAUCAUCGCAGUUAUAUACGCAACUUUUGCAGUCGCGAAAAGAAAGUCUGAAAAAAAACAUUCGGAACAAUGCCGCAACAAUGUUGCAACGCUUUGUUGAGCUAAAAAUCGACGUUGCGAAUCUUCUCGAGUAACAUCACCUUAAGCAAAGACGUUUUUGAGCGACGCACGUCAACUGGAAGUGAGGCGUUCUUCCGUUUUAUCUGCCUUGGCGCUAACAAAUUUGUAUUGCCAAGUUUCUUUUCUCUUAUAAAGACGAUUUACCCGAGUGUUUCAACCAAACCACUGUCCAAUGAUGCUAAAAGUCCAGUUCCGGUUGAUGUCCGUCGCUCAAAAACACUGUUGCUCAAGCUCCCUGUUAAAAAAUGAACAAGACAACCGUAACACGGCCCCUUUGAGUGUGGUUAAGUUUUGUAACUCUCUGAUCCGCUCACUAACCGUUGCCAGCUGUUGUAAACUUCUACCAAGCCCUGUCAACGAUAUUCCACUCUAUGUCAACGCUUACCAACGCUCUCCUUGUUCAUUACGUGUUCAAAAUGUCGUUGAAAGUCUGAAAAUGGUAACCUUGGGCGCUUUCCAUUCAACAAAAAUUCCGGUUCGAAAUUUCGGAAAUUCCACUUGCCUAACGGGACGGUACAUUCCGGCUGCCCAGACCCGACCCAAGCCACCGCGCGUUUGGUUAUUGUUCUUGUAAGCAGGAUACAAAAGAGCGGUACUGGGGACAACAUUUUGUCAAAUGGAAAGGGUCAUUUCGGUCCGACCAACUGAAAUAACCAGACCAGUCAAAGUGGACCUACUUCAAAGCUGAUCCCGAAUAUUCCGGUCGGACCAAACCGAAAUAAUCCGUUCCAUUUGAUGUACCAACCGAAUUUUCCGGAAUUUUGGGUUGAAUGGAAAGCACCCCUUGUUUAUAUUAUUUUGAUAAAUAUCCGCCUAGCAGGCGCUUGAAAUGAAUAUGGGCUCAAGAAAAAACUGGACGCGCGCGCCUUUUUUUUCUUUAGGCGCUUGGAAAGCCUCUCGGACAGGCCACCCCUCUUCCCUCGCUUGUCUUCCUCGCGCCCGGCCUUUUUUUCUCAACCCAUAUUCCUUUCAAGCGCCUGCUACGCAGGUUAUGAAUAUCAGUGAUUAGUAAAAUCCAGCUAGUGGUCUAUUAUUAAUGCUGCGUUCUGAUUGGUUGAGCUACUACUAGGCUAUAUGUUAUAGCCCACUAGUAGCGAAAAGCGCGGGCUUUUUGGCGGGAAAAAAAGGAUUAAAGUCUAGCUUUAACUAGCUAGAGUUGUUUUGUCUCGAUAUUUUUGACCAACUAGUUGGAUUUUACUAAAACAAUUAUUCCUCUCGCCCACAUGACCUCUGAGUCAAUAGCCCAUUGGCCCUUCGGCCUCAUCGGCUAUUGACUCAGAGCCCAUUCGGGCUCAAAGAAUAAUUGUUAAAUAUCUUUGAUUACACUUUUCUUUGUUAUGACUAACAUAGUUGUGGCAGGCGGCAUCAUUUUUGUUUGUUUUCUUAGGGUGGUGUAUUAAAUGCCGCGACCAGCCAUGAUGGACGCACGCCGCUGCACGUUGCGUGUCUCGAGGGCCAGUUACACGUUAUACGUCACCUCCUGGCCAAAGGCGCAUCUCCGCACGUUAUUGAUAAUCACGGACAGACUCCGUUACACGACGCUCUACGCAGCGCUAACGAAGAAGCAAUUUUGCUCCUCCGAGAGUUUGGGGCACAUUUGGGACCAACUACCAUGGAUACGGCGCAGAAAAUGUGCUCCCUUGCCGCUGAUGAUAAAGUUGAUGUACUGCGGGCCUGGCAUCUCGCUGGAGUGGACUUCAGUGCUGGGGAUUAUGAUCGAAGAACAGCCCUGCGUGUGGUAAGUGGAACACAGUCAGUACCAGAGACGGCAAACAAACUCUAAUUGCAUUCUCCUCGUAUGUCUGUAAUCGGUGAGAAAAUCAGUGAUACACUUUUUCUUUAAGGUGGCUCGAUACAGUUUUUCAAGGCCAAUACCUCCCAAGUUUGAGCAUAAACUACGUCGCCAUAAACAAAGUUUUGGAAAAAUUGCCACCACAGUUGUAUUAGAUAAAGAUGAAAAUCUUUUAUGAUCAGGGUUGCAAUGACAUCGGAGUUGUCAUAGAAACGAAAUGACGCUAUUACCUAUUUUACUUACAGAAGUAUUUCUCGGCACUGGGAACUGUUCUUCAAAAAUCGUUCACGGGAGCGUUUUCCUCCAAUAGCGGCCUCGAUGUUCGUGAAGUUUAAGCGAAAUCUGUAAGAGCGCUAUCGAGAUAUUUUGGGAUAAAGAUUUUAUGGUAAGAAAUACGGUAAAAAAUGGAUAAUCUUGAUGUUCGGCUGUUAUCUGUAGAAAAUGAAGCGCUUUUUACAUGCAAUUUCACCUCAUAGUAGUUUCAAUCUUUUUAAAAACGUGUGUGAAAGACCGUGGAGAUAUCUCCAGCCGAUUGUUAGAAAGAAGGAUUUGAUUGAUAUGUUUCGAGGCGCUUUUGUUAGCGGUUUUUGAACAUUUUGGUCUACUUUAACAAAUUAGCGAAUAAUUUUUAAACCGCUCGAUAGAUUUUUUUUAAAAAUUAAUAUUCUUGAGAUUAACCUUCCUUUUAUAUGACCCUUUAGUUUCAAGAUGAUUGAUAUAUUGUAAGGCAGUAAAAUAAGGGCUAAAAUUCGCCAAUAUUUUGGCAGAAAUUUUGUGUUUACAAAUGUGAGCCUCCAUUAUUCAGGGUAUUGUCUCCAAGGUUCAUAUUUUCGCGCAUAACAAUAGCUAGCAUUUUUGCAUAUUUCAAAUGCAUUGUUAGUUACUGUUGUUCACGUGAAAAUGAAACUUGGAAACAAUGCCUUGAAUAAUGAGAGGUUUUCACUUGUAAUAACGAAACUUCCGAUAGAAAAGUAACGAAUUGUAGCCCUUAUUUUACUGCCUUACAAUGUAUCAAUAAUCUUGAAACUAAAAGGUCAUAUAAAAGAAAGGUUAAUCUCAAGAAUCUUAAAUUUUAAAAAAAUCUAUCGAGCGGUUUAAAAAUUAUUUGCUAAUUUGUUAAAGAAGACCAAAAUGUUUGCAAAACCGCUAACAAGAGCGCUUCGAUACAUACGAAUAAAACCCUUCUUUCUAGCAAUCGGCUGGAGCGAUCUCCAUGAUCUUUCACACACGUUUUUAAAAAGAUUGAAACUACUAUGAGGUUAAAUUGCAUGUAAAAAGCGCUUCAUUUUCUACAGAUAACGGCCAAACAACAAUAUUGUCCAUUUUUUACUGUGUUUCUAACCAUAAAAACUUCAUCCCAAAAUAUCUUGAUAACGCUCUUACAGAUUUCGCUUAAACUGUACGAACGCCGAGGCCACUACUGGGGAAAAACGCUCCCGUGAACGAUUUUGGAAGAACAGUUCUCAGUGCUGAGAUAUACUGCUGCAAGUAAAAUAGUUAAUAGCGUCAUUUCGUUGCUAUGACAACUCCGAUGUGAUUGCGACCCUGAUCACAACAAAUUUUCAUCUUUAUCUAAUACAACUGUGGUAGCAAUUUUUCCAAAACUUUGUUUAUGGCGACGUAGUUUAUGCUCAAACUUGGGAGGUAUUGGCCUUGAAAAACUGUAUCGAGCCACCUUAAGUGCUUCUUGCUAACUUCAAAAGGGGAAAUAAAACUUUCCCUCUUGCGCCCCGUCCCCCACCCAUGCAAUGUUGUGCUGCUAUUCAAGCUACCUGUAGAAAACAACAAACAACCCAAUAGUACAACUUUGAAUGAGAGGGGGGAAGGGGUGUGGAUUGUUUUGUUUACGGACAUUGUCUCAACAAUGUUGUCGCCUAUUGUCAUGUGGUAUAAUGACAUGAAAAAGACUUUUUCCAAGAUAGCGGAUGUUGGAAAACAAAUUUACAUACGUCCAGUAGUGCAGCAGCUUCGAGACAAGGGCAAAUUCGUGAUAAUUAAGAUCUUUUUACUUUCAGGCUGUCUGUCGAAAUAACAUGAACACAGUAAAGUUCCUGUUGGAUUGUGGUGUUGAUUUGAAUGUGCGCGAUCUUUACGGUCUCACUGCGCUGCAAAACGCGGAGAUUUUUGAAAACACAGAAAUGGUGAACUUGCUAAAGUCAGCCAUGGAAAAGAAAAAGGAUGCGACUGCCACGUAAAAGACAAAGAUCUCUAAUUGAUCGUUGUUUACCCUGUCUGUCUCUUCCAUUACAAGGCGCCGUUUGUCUUGAAGUUUAUAUAAAAUGGAAAUGUACUGAUUCAUUCCCUCACAGCGCCUUUGGAGUUCUUAGGAUCUUGGUACAGAAGUGUUUGUGCGUUUCAGAUCGAAUUGGAAUUUAGAUAGUGCUGAAGAGGAGAAGGAAACUGGCGUAUUCGGAGAAAAACCUCUUGGAGCAAGCAAGAAAACAAUCAGCAGACAUGUCAACACAAAUUUAAACUUUUUUCCUACUUGUUUUAUCUUUCUGAUCCAUCCGCCAUGCUCAACACUUGCAAUCGUCACGCAUAUUGUCAUUUUUUGUGGGUAAAAGUUAAAGUAAAGGGUGUUUAAGCGGCUUGAAGGAACCCUUGAAUCCGGGGGUUGGCUGCAGUAAAUCAGACGUUUCAUCAGAUGAGAAAUCUGAACUUCUUGAUUCCUCCUUUUAUUCACAACAUUGCCAGAACAAUUGAAAAACAACAAACAUGCAAUUAUAAUCUACAAUGGGACUCUUACAAUACUAGAACUACCGAUGGUGUAACUUAAACAUGUGGCCAACACCACCCUUACUUAAUUAGUACUAGACCCACAACAUCGUAACCUAGAACUAGGUUGCAGCUACAAAAAGGGACCCACCCCAUCCUAACCUAGUACUAGGGUGUAACGACAACAUGGACCCGACCCACCCCAUCCUAACCUAGUACUAGGGUGUAACUACAACAUGGGACCCACCACUCCAUCCUAACCUAGUACUAGGGUGUAACGACAACAUGGGACCGCCCCAUCGUAACCUAGUACUAGGGUGUAACUACGACAUGGGACUUACCCCAUCCUAACCUAGUACUAGGGUGUAACUACAACAUGGGACCCACCCCAUCCUAACCUAGUACUAGGGUGUAACUACAACAUGGGAACCACAGCACCAUCUUAACCUAGUACUAGGGUGUAACUUCAACAUGGGACCCAUCCAAUCUUAACCUAAUACUAGGGUGUAACUACAUGGGACCCACCCCUUCCUAACCUAGUACUAGAGAGUAACGUCAACAUAACAUGGGACCCACCCCAUCCUAACCUAGUACUAGGGUGUAACUUCAACAUGGGACCCACCCCAGCCUUACUUGCUGAGAGAAACGGAUGGAAGCAUUGAUAAACUCACGUGUGAGAUUAUGAAAAAUACCCCUCUCGGGUCCCGGAGGUAGUUUUUUAUGAAUUUUACGAGUAGUAUAUUUUACAGUAAACACUGGUGUCUGUAUAAUAAACAAAUCUAUUUGAUCGGAUUACCUCGCCAUAGCCUCUUCCUCAUCUUCCCGUUGGUAAGUCCUUAACUAGGUGGGACUUGGCUCUUCAUUCUCCGAAUUCAGAGAAGUUCCCCUUACAACAUCAGCGUAGCUUUUACCUCGGUCCAUAAUGAGAUAGUUUUAAAGCCGAUCGAAAGGCAAAACCUGAUUAAAAUCUAAGCACGUAUCUUGUACACUGAU